CGGGAUGAAAAAGUGACCAAAAAAGGAAAAAAGCGCAAAAGAAUUUUCUUUCGAGGUUUUCGCAAAAUUUUCUUCAAUAUUGUUGUGAAACUUGGCAAUUUCAUCUAAAAUCUUGUAUUAGCGAUAAAUAGGACGUUUUGCUGUUGAAAUUCAGUAAAAAAAUCUUCAGGAAGUUUGCAAGCCAGAAACUUCGGUGUUACAUAACCUCAAAAUGGGGGAUCGAGGGAAAAUUUGUUCCGUGACCGUGAACAAUUUUAUUACUUACGAUUCGGUGAAGAUGUACUGUGGGCCAUAUUUGAAUGUCAUCAUCGGCCCCAAUGGUACAGGGAAGUCAACACUUGUGGCGGCGAUUGUAAUUGGAAUGGGAGGGACUUGUAGCACCUUGUCGCGUGGGAAGACUCUUGUGGAUUACAUUAAAAACGGAAAGAAGAAGGCUGCAGUUGCUAUUGAGAUUUACAAGGACGACUCACGUAAUGUGGUUGAGUUCAAUCGCAUCUUCGACAACUCCGGCAAGGAAAUCUGGAGGAUUGACAAGAAGCCGGUCACACAGAAGGCUUACAUUGAGCAAGUACGUCAAUUCAACAUCCAGGUGGACAAUCUGUGUCAAUUCCUGCCACAGGAUCGUGUUCAGGAUUUUGCAAAGAUGAAUCCGGAGGAAAUUUUCAUCAAUACCGUGAAGUCCGUCUGCAGUGCUGAGGCUCAUGAGCAAUUCCAGGAGUUGCGCAACAUGGAGAAAUCCUCCAUUUCAUCCAACACCGACAUUGCCAAGUGGAAGAAUGAGCUGAAAGAAGUUGAAGCGACAAAUGAGCAGCUCAAACUGCGCAUUGACAACAUGGAGAAGAGAACAGUUCUCCUGGAAAAGCUUCAGGUGGGUAAGAUCAAGAAGAUCCACAUGGACAUCGAAGAGCUCAAUAAGAAGGUAGAGGAUUGCAAGCGUGAUCUCGAGGAUGCAAAGAAGGCCCUGAAGGAGCACGAGAAAAAGUUGGCACCCCUUCAGGCCGAAUGCAAAGACUACACACUUCAGGUGAAGAAGAUUGAUGGAGAUAUUGUCUCGUGUAUGGAUGCGACGUCAAAGAUGCGCAGUGAGUUGUCUUCAAUGGAGCAGCAGGUGGAUGAACUCGAAUCCAAAAUCCGUAUGGCUAAAGUUGCUGUGGCGAAUGCUAAGAAGCAUAGGGAGAGCCAAAAUGCAGAAAUUGCCGAGGAAACCACUGUCCUGACAGCCAUUCUGCAGGAUCUCGAGGAAAGUGCCAAGCAGCAACCGGAAUUGGAGGCAAAGGUGCCAUCUCUCAGGGAACGCCUCAAGGACAUGCGUCACAUCACCAAGGAGCUUGAGAAAGAGAGGCAGAAAUAUGUCGAUGAGCGUGACUUGGAAAUUAAGACUGCGAUUCAGAACACAAAGCGGAAGAUUGCAGAUUUGCAGGAUGUGGAGAAGAGGCAUCUGGCAGCCAUGGAGAGUCGCUAUCCGGACAUGUAUAAAGCAACAAUGUGGCUUCAUGACAAUCGUGAUCAAUUCCGUGGAAAAGUCUACGAUCCAAUCAUCAUUGAGCUGAAACUUAAGGAUGCCCGAGAGGGAAAGUACUUGGAAAAUGUCAUCGCAGUGAGAGAUUUGACAGCCAUAGUGUGCGAGGACACCGAAGACAUGAAAUUGUUGGUGAAGAAGCUCACCAAAGAAAUGCAUUUGACGGUGAAUGUUCUUCAGAGCAAGGCGGCAAGUCAAAUUAAUUUUACUCCCAGAGUCCCGAUUAGUCAGCUCACUCGCUUUGGAUUCUCGAAGUUUUUGCUGGAUAUGGUUGAGGGUCCAUUCCCAAUUCUCAACUACCUCUGCAAGAUUUAUCAACUUCAGAACAUUCCAGUUGGGAAUGAGAAUACGAGCAAGAAUUUGGAUGAAGUCACCAGAUCGGGGCUUGUGAACUUUUUCUUCACACCAAAUCAUCGAUAUGCCGUGGCAAAGUCCAAGUAUUCCAGCGCUACGUCCACUACGUGCAUUGAGAUCAAAGGGAAGCAACUCCUCUCAGUUGCUGUGAAUCCGGUUGUCUUGCAGAAUGAACAGAGAACUUUGGGGGAUUUGCAGCGAAGGAGUGAUUCGAUGUCCGUUGACAUUGCCGAAUGCGAGAGGAAGAUUUCAUGGAAUGAGAGCAAUGCCCGCGAUUUGAAUGUUCAACUGAAGGAGAUUGAGGGGAAGAUUCAGCAAUUUGCAGGACUUGGCAAGAGGGUGAAAUUGCAGAAGAGAAAGUUGGACAAUAUUAGGGCUACAAUGGUAGAUGUUGAGGCUGAGGAGGAGAAAUGCAAGAAAGUUACUGAAGAGUCUGUGAGGAAAAUGCUCGAAGUGAUCAAGAAGAUGGCAAAUUCGGCGGAGAUGUUCGAGGAAAAGGAGAUAGAUCUCAUGUAUCAUCGAGACUACCUAAAGAGAUACCAUGCGGAUAAUGCUGACAUUAAGGCGCGUCUCUGUGAAGCGGAGAUAGCAGUGGAGAGUGCCAAGAGGCUUGUAUCUCAGAUUCAGCAAAUUUUGGAAGCUUACAAGAAGAAGGUGACUGGGCACAAAAAUGAUAUCAAGGCACUCAUUGAGGAUGUCUUUGAGGGCAAUUUGAACUACAUGGAACGUCCAGAAUUCCAUGAGUUGCCAAAUGCGGUGGCAGAACUCGAUGAGGAGAUUAGUAAUCUUCAGGCGCAAGUGGAUUGUAUGGAGGGACGCAAUGAGAGGGUUAUUGAGGAGUAUGCGGCACGUCAGAAGAAGAUUGAAGAGCUGUGCGGUAUGAUAGCCAAUCACAGUGGGGUGCAUCAGAAGUUGAAGCGAGAUAUGGCUCAAUUGCAUGGAAAGUGGUUCCCAGGAAUACAAGAAGUCAUCCAGACCAUAAAUUCGAAAUUUUCCGGUUUCAUGGCAACGAUGGGAUUUGCUGGAGAAGUUUCGCUUACGCGUGUAAGUGAGUACGAAUACUCAAGCUAUGGAAUCUGCAUAAGGGUAGUCUAUCGCAACAAUGAGUCUCUACAGCAACUCAAUAGCUUCCUUCAGUCCGGUGGGGAGCGCACCGUGGCCAUUGCGACGUACACAUUGGCACUGCAGCAUCUUAGUCAGGUGCCCUUCCGCUGUGUCGAUGAGAUCAAUCAGGGAAUGGAUCCAAAGAAUGAACGCAAGAUUUUCGAGAUGCUCGUCGAUGAGACUUCCAAGCCGGGAAUGUCUCAGUACUUUUUCAUCACUCCAAAGCUUCUUCCGGGCGUUAAGACAAACAAAUACAUGGUUUUCCAUUGCGUCUUCAAUGGACCACAUAUUGAGACUCCUCUGCUCUUCAUAAAUGACAACAGCACCGAUAACUAUUACCCAAAAAACUGAAUUACAGGUAUUAUUUCACUUACUUUCAUUUAAACUUUCUUAUAAUGUGAUUAAGCUAAUUUAAUCCAAACCAUGUGAAUUUCUUAUUCGAUUCUUUUAUGAACUAACUGAAUUCCCUAACUUCUCAAUAUCAUAAAAUACAUUAUGAUUAAAACUCUGUGUAAUAUUGAAUUCAAAGAAACAUGAAAUAAAGUUUUAAUUUUCGACUUUCACAUUAAAAA
Messenger RNA from Lutzomyia longipalpis, 3549 nucleotides. Its product is annotated as structural maintenance of chromosomes protein 5-like. NCBI's taxonomy places the organism in Eukaryota, Metazoa, Arthropoda, Insecta, Diptera, Psychodidae. Gene Ontology annotation, molecular function: ATP binding; ATP hydrolysis activity. The coding region runs from base 212 to 3328 and encodes 1038 amino acids. The record is from RefSeq and is a predicted model, not a curated record. Gene Ontology annotation, biological process: double-strand break repair via homologous recombination. Gene Ontology annotation, cellular component: Smc5-Smc6 complex. The transcript is spliced from 6 exons.